Pyricularia oryzae 70-15 is the source of this 1824-nucleotide messenger RNA. RefSeq lists its product as uncharacterized. Bases 1 to 1824 code for a protein of 607 amino acids. Lineage: Eukaryota; Fungi; Ascomycota; Sordariomycetes; Magnaporthales; Pyriculariaceae. The transcript has 2 exons. The record is from RefSeq and is a predicted model, not a curated record.
AUGUCUUCAAAGUUGUACUACAACAUCCUUGGUCUCCAGCUCUCCCGGGAUGCUGUGAACAAGAAUGACGCCCGGGCAGCUAUCCUGAGAAAGCUAGAGCCUCUAUUCCUAGCUUUCGAUGGGGAAGCCCGGGUUGGCAACGCCACCGCCCUCGAGAACGCGUGGCAGAAAUUUAAACCAGUCGAGGUCGGCGCCUGGAUGCAGGAGUUCCAGACCAAGUCGAUCGACGAACUGUGUCCCUGGGGUGGAAAACUCGACUCGACCCUUGCUCUCCAGCUGAACUAUCCGCCGGAGAAAAAGUUGAAUGAGCGCCACGGGCGAAGUCCCGACCUCAGCGUGUCACCGUGUAUCAGGAAGCUCCAGAAAUCCGGUUUCCACACGAGCAAUGUCAUCUGGCUUGACACAUUUUGCCGCCAGGAGAAGAUCCGCCUCGACGGCGAUGGCAAGAAAGAGGCCACAAGGUGCAAGCCUUGGGCUCAAUACCCAGCUUCUGUGCGGGACUGCCAUCUCGCCUUUGUCGAGGAUGCGUACCGAUGUACUGGCACCAAGGUGAUUGUUCUUUUCGGCAAGGACAAUCAAGAGGGCUACAAGUCGCGCUGGACCGACAGGCUUGACCAGAUUCGUCUGUGGGGCGACCAGUUCGCUGGUGUGAAACGCUGGGUUGUAUACACGACUCCUGAGCGGACCGCCAUCGAACAUUUGGUACUGCCCGCCAUGCAUCCUGAGGGCCUUUCAAGGUCACGAUCACUCGACCGCCCCAUCGAAGCGGAUCGAACCUACCUGACCGCGUCGACCAUGUGUUGCAUUGUCCGGUCAGAGAAAGCCAUUGCCAUGCAGCAGCACCUCACCUCUGAGCAAGAGCACCGGAGGAUCCAAGACCUUCGUACGGACGAGGAGAAAGCUGCUGUUGCCGAACGCGCCAGGCAAGCCAGAGCCAAAGGCAAGGUGGCGUCCAAUACGUCUAUUAUGGUUCGCAACUCUGUCCCCGGCACUGAACCGGUAGAGACCCACUGCCGCAAAUGCGGUUCCACCCGUGUGGAUCAUUCGCCGAGGUAUUGGGACAAAGACCCCCAGUUCUACGUGACUAGGGACCUCAAGUGCGACAACUGUACCGAGAUGCUUGAUGAUGCCGCCCCUGGGAAAAGCGCAACAAGAACCUUCAUCCCAGUCAACAGACUGGUGCCUUGGAUCCUUGCCAUGGAGGCAGAGUUCGCAAGGACUCCGCUUACGCGGAUGCUGGGCACAAACAUCACCCGCCAAACCCAGCAGGCGGACGGCAUCUCCUUGGAAGGUCCUCCCAUCCUUUUCACCGUUCCCCCAGGCUCGGGCGAUGAUUAUGACGGCCCAGUCACCAUAACCGGCCUGAGUGAUAACGCUGGCGAUCCUAACAUUGCCAAGUCGAAGUGCCCAAAGAACGACAAAAGGAUGACCCGCAAUGGCAGGCAUGGUGUUCAUCGGCAAAUGGCGUUUGCACCAGCGGCCGCUCCUAUCCCUGCUGCUGCUCCUGCUGCCACCACCACGACUGCCGCCGCGGUGCCUGUUGUUCCCCACCGACUCAAAUCGGCGGAAACAAUUCAAGCCGAGCAAUCGGCUGCAUAUCUCGCCCUGGGGAACCCGGCUGCUCAGCCAGUGAUGCCCGCUCCCGCUCCCGUUCCCGUCCUCGCUCCUGCGUCCGACAAGGGGAACUGGGGAAUCAAGCGCCGUGUGCCAGCGGACGCCAACCCACCAAAGUCGACAAAGUCCACCAGGGCCAAGAAGACCAAGGUGGAGGACCCUGGCCAGUCGAAAAUCAGCAGCUUUUUCGGCAAGCCUCAAGAUGAGUGA